This is a messenger RNA of Nicrophorus vespilloides, 1294 nucleotides long. It is a transcript of the gene elgi, whose product is annotated as E3 ubiquitin-protein ligase NRDP1. The coding region runs from base 187 to 1134 and encodes 315 amino acids. The record is from RefSeq and is a predicted model, not a curated record. NCBI's taxonomy places the organism in Eukaryota, Metazoa, Arthropoda, Insecta, Coleoptera, Silphidae. Gene Ontology annotation, molecular function: ubiquitin protein ligase activity; metal ion binding. Gene Ontology annotation, biological process: positive regulation of JNK cascade; tumor necrosis factor-mediated signaling pathway; regulation of canonical NF-kappaB signal transduction. Gene Ontology annotation, cellular component: plasma membrane signaling receptor complex. The transcript is spliced from 5 exons.
UGUAUACAAAAUUCACUCAGACAUCUUGUAUUGUGAAGUGUUGAGAAGUGACCCAAAGUGACAGUUGAAAGGGAAGUUCAGUUGUUAGUGUAUGUUUACUGGUCAAUUUUUCGGUGAAAUUGAAAUAAGUAAAAACCGAGGGCCGGUAUUUCAUUCAGCAUUGAUAUAUAUGGCCUAGAUAGAGCCAUGGGUUUCGAAUUGACUCGUUUCCAAGGAGAUGUCGACGAAGAAUUGGUAUGCCCCAUAUGCUCUGGUGUUCUUGAAGAUCCAUUGCAGGCACCAGUCUGUGAACACGCGUUCUGUCGAAACUGUAUCCAAGAAUGGAUAUCAAGACAACCCACCUGUCCUGUUGAUCGACAACACCUCACAAGUGGUGUUCUAAGACAAGUUCCAAGAAUACUAAGAAAUUUGCUUUCAAGACUCUCGAUAAAUUGUGAUAAUGCUCAAUAUGGCUGUCAAAGGACAUUGAAACUCGACAAUCUUUCAGCACACUUGGAAGAAUGCGAACACAAUCCAAAAAGGCCGUUGCCGUGCGAGUCAGGCUGUGGAUUAAUUAUUCCAAAAGACGAAUUAAAGGAUCACAACUGCAUAAAAGAGUUAAGAAGUCUAAUACAAACACAACAGCAAAAGAUUAUCGAAUUUCAGCAAGAUCUGCAGGAACAGCGCUUCACUAUCAAUGAGCAAAAGAGAGAAUUGCAACUUUUAAAGGAAUUCAUGAGAGCCAUGAGGAUUUCCAAUCCUACCAUGAGAGCCAUCGCUGACGCCAUGGAAAGGGACGAAGUGUUGAGGUGGAGCAACUCAUUGACGAGGGCUCGAGUUACUAGAUGGGGUGGAAUGAUUUCUACGCCUGACGAAGUUCUUCAGAGGAUGAUCAAGAGAACUUUGGGUGAAAUUGGAUGCCCGUCACAUAUAAUUGAUGAUCUGAUGGAGAAUUGCCACGAGAGAAGAUGGCCAGCAGGAUUGUGUUCUCUUGAGACUCGACAGAACAACAGGAGGCAGUACGAGAAUUACGUGUGCAAAAGGGUGCCGGGUAAACAAGCUGUGCUGGUGUUAUCCUGUGAUAAUGGACACAUGAACGAAGACAUGAUGGUUGAGCCCGGAUUGGUAAUGAUCUUUGCGCAUGGAAUUGAGUAAAUAAUAUAAAUAUAAACGCAUUCCCACUAUGAAAGAAAAUCAUCCAUAUGAUCGAUAUUCCAUCGUGUGACAGUAUUUUUGCGGGAUGCCAAAAAAAAAGUGAUUAUAAAACAUAUACAUAUUUAAAAAGAAAUGCAUCCAAUAAAUUAAAAAAGAAUGA